This is a messenger RNA of Formica exsecta, 573 nucleotides long. It is a transcript of the gene HSPC300, whose product is annotated as probable protein BRICK1-B. The record is from RefSeq and is a predicted model, not a curated record. Gene Ontology annotation, molecular function: protein-containing complex binding. Gene Ontology annotation, cellular component: SCAR complex. The coding region runs from base 249 to 479 and encodes 76 amino acids. Lineage: Eukaryota; Metazoa; Arthropoda; Insecta; Hymenoptera; Formicidae. The transcript has 5 exons. Gene Ontology annotation, biological process: regulation of actin polymerization or depolymerization; actin filament organization; cell motility.
GCACAAAACAGAGUAUGUCCUUUUCUACGUGCACCUUGGCCCCCACUCCUCAACACUCAGUCUAGAUAUAUUAUGUCUAUGGCUGUGAGCGUAUUUCGGACCGCAGCCUACGUGAAGUCUUCUGGUAGUCCUGAAUUCGGAACUUUUCGCCGCACAAGAUUCCUAAAAUCUUUACAGCGUUCAAGAUCAACAAUUUAUCAAAAGGAAACUCGAAAGGCGCGUAUCGCGCGUGACAAUACGCGGUGAGAAUGGCAGCCAUACACCGGGAGGCGAUACAAAAACAAAUUCAACAGGACUGGGCUAAUCGCGAAUACAUAGAAGUUAUCACUGGCAGUAUAAAAAAAAUUACGGAUUUUCUUAAUUCUUUCGAUAUGUCUUGUAGAUCAAGAAUAGCAGUCCUUAAUGAAAAGCUCACAACUCUUGAACGAAGAAUUGAAUAUCUAGAGGCAUGCGUCACAAAGGGUGAAACACUGACAUGAUCCCUCUAUGUAUAAUGCGCAAAUAUAUCCUUUUACAAUCCUUUUUAUUUACUGUACUAGAAUCUGAAUAAAUACAGGAUGAAAAUGAAAGAUA